This is a messenger RNA of Orycteropus afer afer, 1446 nucleotides long. Lineage: Eukaryota; Metazoa; Chordata; Mammalia; Tubulidentata; Orycteropodidae. The record is from RefSeq and is a predicted model, not a curated record.
AUGUCUCUGGCUGAAGCCAUCAGCCUCUGGAAUGAAGGCGUGCUGGCGGCUGACAAGAAAGACUGGAAGGCUGCUCUGGAUGCCUUUGCCGCUGUCCAGGACCCCCACUCCAGGAUCUGCUUCAACAUCGGCUGCAUGUACAUGAUCCUGGAAAAUAUGCCAGAGGCUGAGAAGGCCUUUACCAAAAGCAUUAACCGAGACAAACACUUGGCCGUGGCUUAUUUCCAACGAGGAAUGCUCUACCACCGGACAGAGAAAUAUGAUUUAGCUAUUAAAGAUCUGAAAGAGGCCUUGACGAAGCUUCGAGGGAAUCAACUGAUAGACUACAAGAUCCUGGGACUGCAGUUCAAGCUAUUUGCCUGCGAGAAGCAGAAGCUGUAUGAGCCAGUGGUGAUCCCCGUGGGCAGGCUGUUUCGACCAAAUGAGAGACAGGUGGCUCAGUUAGCCAAGAAGGAUUACCUGGGAAAAGCCACGGUGGUAGCAUCUGUAGUGGAUCAAGACAGUUUCUCUGGAUUUGCCCCUCUGCAACCACAGGCAUCUGAGCCUCCACCCAGACCCAAAACCCCAGAGAUCUUCAGGGCUCUGGAAGGGGAGGCUCACCGUGUGCUGUUUGGGUUUGUGCCUGAGACAUCAGAGGAGCUCCAGGUCAUGCCAGGGAACAUUGUCUUUGUCUUGAAGAAGGGGAAUGAUAACUGGGCCACAGUCAUGUUCAACGGGCAGAAGGGGCUUGUUCCCUGCAACUACCUUGAGCCUGUUGAGCUGCGGAUCCAUCCUCAGCAGCAACCCCAGGAGGAAACUUCUCCAGAGUCUGACAUCCCUGCUCCUCCCAGUUCCAGGGCUCCAGGAAAACCCCAGUUGUCACCAGGUCAGAAACAAAGAGAAGAGCCAAAGGAAGUAAACCUCAGUGUGCCCAUGCCUUACACACUCAAGGUGCACUACAAGUACACAGUGGUCAUGGAGACUCAGCCUGGGCUCCCCUACAGCCAGGUUCUGGGCAUGGUGUCUAAGAAACUGGAGCUCCUGCCGGAACAUACUAGGCUGAGCUACCGGCCUCAGGGCAGCAAUGAGUUGGCGCCCCUUUCAGAAGCUAGCAUGAAGAUUGCCUGGGGCCAAGUGAAAAACUAUUGCCUGACUCUGUGGUGUGAGAAUACAGUGGGAGACCAAGGCUUUCCAGAUGAAUCCAAGGAAAAUGAGAAAUCUCAUAAGCAGACAACAGAACCUCAGUUUAAGGAAGGGAGCCAAGUGGUAGCACUCUUCAGUUAUGACGCUACCCAACCAGAGGACCUGGAGUUUCUGGAAGGGGAUGUAAUCCUGGUGCUAUCGGAUGUGAAUGAAGACUGGCUGGAAGGCGAGUGCAAAGGGAAGAUUGGGAUUUUCCCUAAAGCUUUUGUUGAAGAGCGUGCAGCUCCCGGAGAGGUCUAGGCUGUUCCACAACAUACAAAGCUG